Molecule: messenger RNA, 1079 nt
Organism: Pygocentrus nattereri (red-bellied piranha)
Lineage: Eukaryota; Metazoa; Chordata; Actinopteri; Characiformes; Serrasalmidae
Exons: 3
Coding region: 33-722 (229 amino acids)
Source: RefSeq, a predicted model, not a curated record
UCGAAAGAUCCAGAGUCAGUUUGGUGUCCUGGAUGAAAUUCAUAUAUAGAUUCGCCCAGGGUCUACAGCUAAGACAGGUCGACAUGAUCAGUGAUGGCAUAGCUGGCAGUUCAAGAACACUCUCUAGGAUGGCUAAGUGUUUACGCAAUGUGUGCAAAAAUUCAAUGGAUUCCUUCAUCAGAGACAAAGGACAGCGUGUUGGUGGUCGAACUGAGUUUACUGUAAUUGAUGAGAGCCACUUCCGACAUAAACGCAAGUAUGGGCGAGGUAGAGCUGGCCAAACAUGGAGGAGAAAGAAAUGGGUGUUUGGAAUAUUAGGAGUUCGCGGUCAAACUCGCAGACCGGUUUUGCGGCUUGUCGAACAUAGGUCAAGACGUGCUCUUCUUCCCCUGGUGCGACGCCAUGUGCGCCAAGGAAGUACCAUCAUUAGUGAUGAAUGGAGAGCAUACAGAGGUGCCCUUUCAGAUAUGGGAUACAUCCACCUCACUGUCAAUCACAGCAGGAACUUUGUCAACUCUCAUACUGGUGCUCACACACAACACUUAGAAAGAGCAUGGUCCUCAUACAAAGGACAUGUAUGGAGACUGAGGGGAAAUCGAACAGAAAGUAUUUUAAUUGAACAUCUUAAGCUAAUAGAGUGGACUUACUGGUUGGGAAAAUGUCACAGAGAUGGUCCUCUGGGCAGGCUGCUGAAGGAUAUUCGCAAGCUGUUUUCUGUUUAGUGUACCUUUACAAUUCGAUUUUAACAGCCAAUUAGAAAUAACAUGUUUACUAGGGCUGAAAGAUUAACCAGUUCAGCCCUUAUUGUUUACCAUGUAUAUUUGGGUAUAGAUCAACUUUCAGUACAGCAGUAACACUGUCAUGGUGAAUAUGGUUUUGAUUAGGUUUUAUCAGUGAUCCACUAGCUGACAAUAUCUAGACAGGAGCAACUUGGUAGUAACUAAGCAGCAGUAUCAAAAUAAAAUAGACUAUACAUCGAAAAGAUGACCUACAGUUUAUUACUGUACACCAACAAGCCAAGUUGCAGGGCAGGGGUUUCUAAUAAAAUUUGAAUGAUGGUUCUGAUAUCAAUAAACUGU